AUGAAUAUGCUGAACUUAUCGAUGAAGAAUCACUGGAGUGGUGCAGAGAUGGUGCUGAUUAUGCAUUUGCAGCACUUCAACUCCUUGAAAGUUUGUUAA
Molecule: messenger RNA, 99 nt
Organism: Enterobius vermicularis (human pinworm)
Lineage: Eukaryota; Metazoa; Nematoda; Chromadorea; Rhabditida; Oxyuridae
Source: the annotation of a GenBank genome assembly